This is a messenger RNA of Perognathus longimembris pacificus (Pacific pocket mouse), 3538 nucleotides long. It is a transcript of the gene Stk40, whose product is annotated as serine/threonine kinase 40. Gene Ontology annotation, biological process: protein phosphorylation. Gene Ontology annotation, molecular function: ATP binding; protein kinase activity. The record is from RefSeq and is a predicted model, not a curated record. Bases 195 to 1502 code for a protein of 435 amino acids. The transcript is spliced from 11 exons. Lineage: Eukaryota; Metazoa; Chordata; Mammalia; Rodentia; Heteromyidae.
GCGGCGCCGCAGCCAUGGAGGGAGGCGGCGGCGGCGGCGGCGGCGGCUCGGGCGGCGACACUGGGAGACGGCGGUGAGCGGCUCCCACGCCCCCGGCCCGGCCCCGGCCCCCGGGACGGAGCGCCGAGCAGCCCCCCGGCUCCGGGCUGCGGACUAUGGGCGAGCAGCGCUGACCACCCGGGGAAGAGCUGAGAAUGAAGCGGAGAGCAUCAGACAGAGGAGCUGGGGAAACGUCUGCCAGGGCGAAGGCUCUCGGGAGCGGGAUUUCUGGAAGCAAUGCAAAGAGGGCCGGACCGUUCAUCCUUGGUCCCCGUCUGGGCAACUCACCAGUGCCGAGCAUUGUGCAGUGUUUGGCCAGGAAAGAUGGCACAGAUGACUUCUAUCAGCUGAAGAUCCUUACCCUUGAGGAGAGAGGCGAGCAAGGCAUAGAGAGCCAAGAGGAGAGGCAGGGCAAGAUGCUCCUGCACACCGAGUACUCUCUGCUCUCCCUGCUGCACACACAAGAUGGCGUGGUCCACCACCACGGGCUUUUCCAGGACCGCACUUGUGAAGUUGUUGAGGACACAGAAUCCAGUCGAAUGGUUAAAAAGAUGAAGAAACGCAUCUGCCUUGUCUUAGACUGCCUCUGUGCGCACGACUUCAGUGAUAAGACUGCCGACCUGAUCAACCUGCAGCACUAUGUCAUCAAGGAGAAGAGGCUCAGCGAGCGGGAGACCGUGGUCAUCUUCUAUGAUGUAGUCCGGGUGGUGGAGGCCCUGCACCAGAAAAACAUUGUGCACAGAGACCUGAAACUUGGGAACAUGGUGCUCAAUAAAAGGACCCAUCGGAUAACCAUCACCAACUUCUGCCUUGGAAAGCACCUUGUGAGCGAGGGGGACCUGCUAAAGGACCAGAGGGGGAGCCCAGCCUACAUUAGCCCCGAUGUGCUCAGUGGCCGGCCAUACAGGGGCAAGCCAAGUGACAUGUGGGCUCUGGGUGUGGUACUCUUCACCAUGCUCUAUGGCCAGUUCCCCUUCUACGACAGCAUCCCGCAGGAGCUCUUCCGUAAGAUCAAGGCUGCUGAGUACACCAUCCCUGAGGAUGGGCGGGUCUCUGAGAACACCGUGUGUCUCAUCCGGAAACUACUGGUUCUCGAUCCCCAGCAACGCCUGGCUGCUGCUGAUGUCCUGGAGGCCCUCAGUGCCAUCAUUGCCUCGUGGCAGUCCCUGUCGUCUCUAAGUGGGCCUUUGCAAGUGGUUCCUGACAUCGACGACCAAAUGAGCAAUGCAGACAGCUCCCAGGAGGCAAAAGUGACGGAAGAGUGCUCCCAGUACGAGUUUGAGAACUACAUGCGGCAGCAGCUGCUGCUGGCCGAGGAGAAGAGCUCCAUACACGAGGCCCGGAGCUGGGUGCCCAAGCGGCAGUUCGGCAGCGUGCCACCGGUGCGACGGCUGGGCCACGACGCGCAGCCCAUGACCUCCUUGGACACAGCCAUCCUGGCACAGCGCUACCUGCGGAAAUAGCGGCUGCAGCCAGAGCACCUGCCCCAGCCCCAGGCCCAGCGUUCAGGGCUCGGCCCCACGAGCGCUGGACUCUCCCACGCUGCCGUGGGGCAGGGCAGGGACAGCCUAGGUCACUCGAGUCAGCAGAGGUACCACAAAGCUAUCUUUUGGGAUGAUUGCUUGAUUGUUUGGUUUUUUAAUCUGAGAAGCGUAGAUAACUAAUCUGCUUUUAAUCAUGACAUUUUAAUCUACCUCUGUCUCUUUAACCAUGCUGUCUCUGGACUAAGUGACAGGAGGAGGAGGGAGCCCACCUACCCACCUAGGCCCUGGCUCCGGGGCACUGUCCCCCACAGUCCAAAUAAGCUCAAGGAGCAGCUCGCUGCUGGCUUCCCAGUGAACGCCCUCCAGGCCUCCCUCCCAUGGUCCGUGCUUCUGACGCCACCCUUGGCCCAAGCUCUGGAACACCUUCACCUCAUCUUAUGCCGAAUCCAAAUAUAUUUAUUUUUUUACUGAAAUCAACUUCUCUCCCAUCUCUAGGUGGCUCAGGCUGGGGCUAACUCCCCUCCCCCCCAUUCCCAGCCUGACUGGAUAGCAGGGGUCCAUGUGGGCUCCCUCCUCACCCCCAGGCACAGAGGAGCCCCUUUGCUGGCCCAGCCUGCCCGGCCCUCUGUUUCCGGUGAUGGGAGACCUUUCUAGACUUCCUCCUUUCUCUGUCUCAGUAGCUUCUCCGAGGUGCUGCCUAUGGAAGCCCUGCUUCCCUCUCCAGCCUUCCCGUGGCACCCAGGUGCAUGUGGUCCCCACAUAGUAGACACGCUGGGAAGGGAGCGGUGGUGGGCUGGGCGGCAGUGCUCUGGGGCUGGCUGCUCUCCUGCUUCCCCACCCUGUGUUCAGAGGACCCGCCAUGGGCAUGUCCCCUGCCGCCCCCACCCCAGCACACAUGUGGUGUCUCCUCUAGCAGACCCUUGCCAGGGGUCUCCAUGGGGGUCAGAGACUUGGGGGGACAACUGUAACAAUUGGGGGCCUGCCCUGCCUGGAUCGAGAACAGCCCUGCUGCCCUUUUGAGCCGAGAUUUUGAAGUGGAUGCCCGUCUUGCCAGAACUGCUGUUCUCACCAGAAUGACCACCUCUUCCCACCCCUCACUGGACUCCGCCCAGCCCAGUGCCAAGCAAAGACCCACGUCCAGAGGCCCCUCCUCCUCCUCAUGUACCCUCAAAGAGGCCAGUGUCCCCUCCAGGUAGCCCAAGGCCCUUCCUGCCCAUUCUUGCUUCCCGGCAAGGAGGUGACUGUUUCUAGAGUGUGAGCUGUCUCCUUUCAUUCUCCCCCCUCCCCAAAAGCUGACUCACUGUGAGUGACCUUGGGCAAGUUCCCAAACUUCCUUGUGCCUCAGUUUCCCCAUCUGGAAAAAAUGGGGCCACCUCUUGCCAGCAGUAGCAGGGCUGCCCACGCCCCUCCGUCCCCUUGUCCCCAAUCCGGCACUUGGGCGCCUUGUGCCUCUGCCUCAGUGGGUCUGUGGGAGCCCUCCUGAGCCCAGCACUUCCUCCCUAAGCACCGGCUCUGCCUCUAGCCCAGCUGUCCAGCCUCUUGAGAGCCAGGGGCGGGGAGGCCUCUCUUCUGUAUUUAUUUGAUGAAAGUCUCCUAAGGGAGCAGAAGUGCAGUCAGCAUGGGCUCCUGGCCCUGAGACUGCCCUCUGGUGAGGCUAUGAGGCCUAGCCAGGGCCACCUGGACAGAGCCCUGGCCCACAGCCUGCUGGGCUCCUUGGGCCUGCGUUCCACUUGUGGUCUUUCUCCUCCUUUUCAAAGCAAUACCCUCAGGUCUGCAGAGCCUGUCAGCAGCCCGGCUCCUCCCAAGCCAGCGCUGGCUCUGGCGGCCUUCGGCGAAGCCAAGGAGAGGAGGUCAGGUCUGCCCUCACUGGUGUCACACACUGAGAGAAGUCCUGUUGUAAAGAAACAAAACAAAACGGAAAAAGUCACAAAAAGUUUGUAUAAAGACGUAUUUUUGUACUACAUGAGGACUCUUCCUGCAUGUCAGCAAUAAAACUUCCUGAUCUGGAGCCACAA